This is a messenger RNA of Meloidogyne enterolobii, 342 nucleotides long. The record is from the annotation of a GenBank genome assembly. Lineage: Eukaryota; Metazoa; Nematoda; Chromadorea; Rhabditida; Meloidogynidae.
AUGGGUUGCUACUUCCACGGCUGUCCAAGAUGCUUCCCUCGUCGAGAUCAACGUUUAGCCGCUGGCCGUACUGCUGAAGAACUUUAUGAAAGGACACAACAACGUCUUUGGGAAUUGGAACACCAGCACGGAUUUGAACUUCAUGUAAUCUGGGGACAUGAAAUGAUGGAAAAAUUAAGAAAUAAUCCAAAGUUGCGCCAUCAAUGGCUUGAAAUUGAUUGUGUGCGACCUCUUGAUCCAAGGGAGGAUUGUCUGAGGGGUGGUAGGACAGAGCCGUUCAAACUUCAUCACAUUUGUGCUGAAGAUGAGGAAAUUAUCUAUAUCGAUAUUGUAAUUUUUUAA